Molecule: messenger RNA, 777 nt
Organism: Dimorphilus gyrociliatus
Lineage: Eukaryota; Metazoa; Annelida; Polychaeta; Dinophilidae
Source: the annotation of a GenBank genome assembly
CUUUAAUGCAGACGACACGAAUUGAAAGAAUAUAGGGAAAAUAAGCGCUCUGACAACAGGGCCAGAAAUUGGAGGGAAUUGACAUUAUCUAGUUAUAAAAUUGUAUAAAAAAUGGCUGCUAAUACAGAACAACAGCAACAAGCUGUCAGUGCUCUUCCGCUUCCUCCCAGUUUCUAUGAAAACUAUACAGAUGAAAAUGUGAAAAAUCACCGGGCACCGCCACCUCCUCUGCCACCAUCAGACCAAGAAGGUUACUCUUGUUUUGGAAUGACCUUUAGCCAAUCAAAUGAGACUCCAAUUGUCCCACCUUUGGAAUCACAAAAUGUGGAACGUCUUCAUCCAGAAAGCUAUGAGCAUAAACGUGAAUUGCUCAAGAUGAACCACUCACUUCUCUGUGCCGUCCUUGAUCUCCUUCACAUUCUCGCAUCAUCAGCAGACAGUCCUCAAAGAGCGCAAAAGUUGGCAGAUAUAUAUCUCAUUCUUAUUCAUAUGCAACAUCUUAUAAACGAGCUUCGUCCAGUUCAAGCCAGAGAUGCUCUUGCAGCUAUGAUGAGCCGACAAGUUGAGGCUACAAACAAUGCUCUUUCGUCUGUUGCCAAAAUAAUAAAUGAAGUAGCGAAUAUAGUAAACAGGUCAUCUUCACCCCAAACUACUCAUGUAAAUGGACUUACAACAACAGAAGAAGAAAAUGAGUUAUAUGAGUCGAAUUCAACGGAUGUAAAUCAUCAUUCACUUGCCUAUCAUAAUCCAUUAUUUGAAAAUAUGGAUUUGUUUUAA